Molecule: messenger RNA, 2609 nt
Organism: Alligator mississippiensis (American alligator)
Lineage: Eukaryota; Metazoa; Chordata; Crocodylia; Alligatoridae
Product: monoacylglycerol/Diacylglycerol O-acyltransferase
Exons: 7
Coding region: 292-1239 (315 amino acids)
Cellular component (GO): membrane
Molecular function (GO): acyltransferase activity
Source: RefSeq, a predicted model, not a curated record
GGCUGAGCCGGCCGUGGGGCCGGGCUGCGGCUCCUUGGGGCCGGAGGCGGCGGCGGAGGCUGUAGCCCCGCGCGGACGGGCCGGGGCGCAGCAGGGUCUCGGGGCUGCGCCGCUCCGGCGGGUCCCGGGCGCUGCGGCGUGGAGACAGUCCGAGGCGGGGCGGGGCGGGGCGCGGCCGCCUCCCGCAGCUCAAAGCGCGGCCGCGCCCGCCUCGGCGCAGCACCGGCGUGGCUGCGCGGGAGGCAGGAGGGAACAAGAAGAACAGGAUUCUGGUCUGCAGGGGAGAUACCAAUGACCUAUAUAAACUCCCUUUCUUACAUGUCAUUCCAUUUUUCUGAUAUGGAGUACCUGAUGAAAUACCUUAAUUAUGGGGUCACCACAGUGGUGGUGGCUUCAAUAUUAGCCUUUUGUUUAACUCCUGUUAUGGUCUUAUUCUGUAAAUGCUUCAGUUUACUUUAUAUUACAAUUUAUCACAGGAGUUCUAAGCUAAAAACAAAUUGUUCUGAUGAUUUCUGGCAUGAUGCAAGGCAAACUUUGGCAUACUUUUGGGAUUUGUAUGCAAGAAUAUGGUAUGGUUAUGAGCUUCAUGGUUUGAAAAAUAUACCAGAAGGACCAGCUCUUCUUAUUUAUUACCAUGCAGCCAUUCCUAGCGAUCUCAUGUUCUUUCUAGCUAGGUACUUUAUCUUGAAACGCCGGCUGUGUAGCUCUGUAACUGAUCAUGUGGUCCAUAAAAUACCAGGCCUUAAAACAUGUUUAGAAUCUCUUAAGUUUCUUCAUGGUACAAGGGAAGAAUGUAUGAAUGCACUGAAAAAUGGUGAACUGGUAUGUAUUGCACCAGGUGGUGCUCGAGAAGCAUUGUUCAGUGAUGAAACUUACAAACUUGUAUGGUGUAAUCGUAAAGGCUUUGCUCGCCUGGCUAUAGAUGCAAAAGUGCCCAUCAUUCCAAUGUAUACCGAAAAUGUUCGGGAAGCAAGUAGGAUGCUUAAAGAAAGGAAAUUAAUUAGGUGGCUAUAUGACACUCAUCGAGUGCUAAUAGUCACACCAUAUGGAGGACUUCCAGUCAAACUUCGCACGCACAUUGGAGAACCCAUUCCAUAUGAUCCCAAUAUAACUGCCGAGGAACUAGCUGAGAAGACAAAGACUGCACUCCAGAAUCUGAUACAAAGACACCAACAAAUACCAGGAAGCAUGUGGAAGGCUUUAUUGGCACGUUUUGAUAAACCACAAAAAGAUGAUUAGAAAAUAUCACCUCUUUAUGGACUCAUUAAGUAUAAAAUACAAAAUUACAUGUACUUCAAUAAGCAAUCCUCUGAAAAUUCAUGGUAAAUUCUAUAGAAAUGGUUGCUAGUAGAUUAUCGUUGAUAUUGCAUAUAUAAUUUACUGGUUUCUGUAUAACUGGAAAUGAUUUGAUUAUGUUGUAAAGGCUCCAUUCUGCAGUGUUUACCCAAGCAAGAUUCCUGAUGAUUUCAAUGGGAAGCUUGCUUGAGUGUGGACGGCAGCAAUGGAUGGGGAGAUAAUGCAAAAAGAUGCAUUUUUGCCAAGGUAGUGAACCAAAAGCAAAGAGGGUUUGGUUCUUAGUGGUUACUUUUAUAACCCAACCUUCAUUUUUUUUUUUUUUUCUUAGAUAGAUAUAGAAAGGCAUUCCCUUCCAUUUCCCAACUAUUUCUGACUUUUUCUCUCCCUCUCUCUUCCCUAUAAUUAUGAGUAAGCUAAGACAUAGGAUAAGCUCUAGCAUUUUAUGUUGGUAGAAAGUAUGGGGUUUUUUUUCCCCUCUCUCUCCUUCUUUGCAAAUAAGUGCCCUGUUAUUUUGAUAUGGAUAUCCACUGUUUUAUAUUGUAUGAUUUUUACUGUCUUAUAUUGUGUGAUUACUGUUUCACUGAUUUUCUUACUGAUACUAUAUGAUUUAGGCCUACAUGUGUAAGUUGGCAUAAGUCAUGUCAAACUUCCAUUUUGUAUGUCAAUCCUCCAUCUUGUGUCCUUGUGUAACUUACGUUGUAACUGUGACUCAUGUCUAACCAGUCUCGUGUAAAUUGGUUCCUGAAUGAAUGAGGGUGCUUGAGGUACAGUGGUGGCAGGCCUCUACUGAAUGACCAACUCAACAACUGGACCAUCAAUUCAAAGACCAGACCAUUGCCUUAUAUUAACUCACCCAGGAACCAUGGACCUCACCCAGGAACAGAACAGAAACCCAGCAUUUGAAAGACAGACUGCUGCAGAAAUCAGCCAACCCACCAUUGCACCUGAAACUGCAUGCUUUUACCUGGAGUGCACAUGCUCAGUACACUAGGUCUGACCCUUGCCUGAGCGUGCCCCUGCUACUAGGGUCAUAGAAAGUCUGCCCCUAUAAGAGGGGUAGGGAAGACAGACCCAGCGGGAAUAUCAUUUCCAUCCGGAUCAGACCAGCUCCACGUCACACCUAUCCACCCCAGAGGCCCUGCCGGCAACCCUCUCUGGACAACGCCUUGCUGAAGGAGACCUCCUGGACUUCAGUCCCUCUACUAAGCCUUUUUCUCUUCUGCUACCAUCGUGUGAGUGGGGGGGGGGAAAUCAAUUUUGUGCUCUGUGUAGUGCAUUGCCUGUUUAAUAAAACUGUUAAUUUAGAACCCUGA